GCGACGGGACAGCUAAUGCUUUUAGAGUUGCAGACAGCAAGAGAUUAUGUGCACGGAGCAGGUGUCGCCCCGCAGACGGACAGGCUCAGUGUGUACACCUUUAGAUGGUGGAAAAGAGGCAGCACAUUUGCAUGUUCGGUUUGACCGUAUUUUCACUCUUCGGGAAUAGUAACGCACGAACCAAUGAUCAUGAGUGAGGUGGUUUGCACGAAAUCCCAGGAGGUGUAUGAGGAUGACUUUGAGAAGGAUCUGGACUGGCUGAUCAGUGAGGAAAGUCGGAGUGAGGAGCAAGGACCUAACUAUGAUGACAUUGAAGCGGACAUUGACAAAGAGCUGGCCGAGGAUGAGAAACAACUUAAAGUGAAGGAGAGAAGCAACAACUCUGAUGAGCAAGAGGACGAUGAGGAGAGGUGGCCCUCACCGAUGGACCCACUCGAGUACGAUUUGGACAGAGACAGCCCCGAUAAGUCCUUUCAUGCGACACCACCUCCUUUGGGUGUGGGUGAGCAGACGGACGAGGAAAAGAAAUACAUCCAAGGGAAAAUCCAACAAGCCAACAAGGAGCUGCAGGAUCAAGAAGCUCCAAAUUUGAGCAGGAGGCGGCGACUUCAGUUUAAAGAGACACUGGUUACCUUAGCGGUGCCUCCCUUGCAAUCGGAAAAUGAUGCCAGAGAGGUGGAUGACACAGAGAUGGAAGUGUCAGGGAGGUUGUCUGAACUGAAACUGUCCCCUCGAGAGGAGCAUCAAGGUGGGAUGAGAGAUGAAGGGCCAAAAGAGGGAAGGGUCCUUGUGGAAAAAGAUGGCAGGUUUGACCUCGUCAGCCUCAAAGAGGUGGAGAAUCAAGGCCUUCUCCCUCCAAUCACACUGGAGCACACAAGCAGCUUCAAGAAGAGCCCAACUUCCCUCCCCUCGCCUCACUUGCCCGUCGGAGCUACUUCCGAUCGCCUGCGGGCACCUCACCCUCCGGGAAGGCCAAGCUCGGCCUGCCACAGCCACAGAGGAGGAUACCCCAAUGUAUGGUGCCAGGCCGAGCAGAGGAAGCUGGAGGAAGAUAAGCAGAAAAAGCAGGAGAACGAUUUGGCGUUCAAGGCCUGGCUGCUGAGAAAAAGAGAGCAGCUGCAGCAGGAGAGGAGAAUCCACAGAGCUCAGGAGAUGGAGAGGAUGAAUUUGCAGAAGGGCUCCAGUGAACCGGAGGAGGCUUUCCGUUUGUGGCUGCAGAGGAAACAGGAGCAGCAGCAGCGAGAGAAGCAGCUCGUGCAGCUGAAGAGGUUGGAGGAGGAUGGCGGUUAUCUCCUCCGAAGCCGAGAGGAGUGUGAACGUGCCUUCAAGCUAUGGCUGACCCGAAAGCGGGCGGAAAAGAGGGCGGAGGAACGGGCGGCUCGGGAGCAGUCACGUAGGUUUGUGCUCGAGGAGCGGCGGGCGCGACGCAUGCGUGAUCUGCUGUGCACGGCCAGCGACACCAGGACGUUCAGGUUUACCGAUCAGCUCACUUGUCACUUCUGAAGCGGGUCGACCAACGCCCUUCACUUUCAUUUUCCAGGUUUGGAACGGUCUGCAAUAAGCAACGUACCCCCCCCCCCCCCCCCCCAUUGUUUAUAUUAUCGGGGUUUUCAUAGAAAUACUCAGUGUAAUUUAGACUUUAGCACAGACCAUCUAUUUGCGCAUUUAUUAAAUAUCUAUUGGCUGAAAUCUGUGCCACCAGAAAAUUAAUCUGAAUAAUUCAUAUUUAAAUUUGUAUUUUGAAUUAAUACGUUGAAAAGCUGCAUCUGAAUUUGAAUUCAUUAGUUUGGAACUGGUGGUGCAGCUUAGACCGGUUAGCUUGUCCACGUCACAGUGCAGAGGUCCAGGAUUUUGGCUCCUUCUUGUGUGGAGUUUGGAUGAAUAAAUGCUCAAAUGGCUGUCUUAACGCUGUUCCGUAAUUAUUCAAUAUCCUUAGUAAGGAGGAUGCUAGUGCAUGACACGUGUUUAUGACUCUGGCCUAAUAGUGCAUCUCGUGAUCUCGUGCAGCACAGGAGGUUUGAAAAUCACCAAUAAGACAGUCAUUCUAUACUCGGAUGCAGAAUUGUCUUAUUGAUGAGUAGAAGUGUAGUUUCACACUUGUAGUACUGCAGCAGCCAGGACCAUCUGUAUUUUGAUAAUUCAGUAUUAUGAAAUAUUUUUUGUACUUUAGUUGCUGAGAUGUUCUCAAGAAAGGUGACCUGGCUUGUUAUGGAAAAUUGAA
Hippocampus comes (tiger tail seahorse) is the source of this 2221-nucleotide messenger RNA. Its product is annotated as coiled-coil domain-containing protein 181-like. The coding region runs from base 184 to 1503 and encodes 439 amino acids. Lineage: Eukaryota; Metazoa; Chordata; Actinopteri; Syngnathiformes; Syngnathidae. Gene Ontology annotation, molecular function: microtubule binding. The transcript has 6 exons. The record is from RefSeq and is a predicted model, not a curated record.